AUGGCAAUCCGCCCUGUAUACAGGCCGACAAUCGUCAAAAAGAGGACGAAAAGGUUUAUCCGCCAUCAAUCGGAUCGCUAUGACAAACUUAAGCGUAACUGGCGUAAACCCAGAGGUAUUGACAACAGGGUGCGCAGGCGUUUCAAGGGCCAGUACUUGAUGCCCAACAUUGGUUACGGAUCAAAUAAGAAGACCCGUCAUAUGCUACCCAAUGGUUUCCGUAAGGUCCUUGUACACAAUGUCCGUGAGCUGGAGAUCCUGAUGAUGCAGAACAGGAAGUACUGCGCAGAGAUCGCCCACGGAGUCUCCUCAAAGAAGCGCAAGACCAUUGUAGAGCGCGCCCAACAGCUCAGCAUCAGGGUCACCAAUUCUGCAGCCCGCCUUCGCAGCCAGGAGAACGAAUAA
Molecule: messenger RNA, 405 nt
Organism: Spodoptera littoralis (African cotton leafworm)
Lineage: Eukaryota; Metazoa; Arthropoda; Insecta; Lepidoptera; Noctuidae
Source: the annotation of a GenBank genome assembly